This is a messenger RNA of Heterocephalus glaber (naked mole-rat), 1951 nucleotides long. Lineage: Eukaryota; Metazoa; Chordata; Mammalia; Rodentia; Bathyergidae. The record is from RefSeq and is a predicted model, not a curated record.
UACCAAGACCGGCCCUCUUUGGAGGCUGGCCCUAGGAGGAAGUGGCGCGACUCGGUUCAGUGCCUCCUCCAGGGUCUUGCGGAACGGACGCCGGGCGAGGGCCAGAGCGUGGCGGCCGGAUGUGGGUAGGGGGCGAGGCCCGAGGCAGCAGUGGGCCAGUGGGGGCCCUUGGCGGAAGCAUCCGCAGACCCCAGCUUCCGGGUGUGGACAAUCCCCCGGUGUGCGCGCACACCCACACACCCACACACACCCACACACACACACACACACAGAGGCGAGCUGCCUUCCAUUCUCCCUUCCUGGUGGCUCUUCUUCGACUUUUUUGCCCAGGUUCCUGUCUCUCUGCUGUUCAGUGCUUGCACCUCCUGCUCCUUACUGCUAACCUAUUCGCUUCUUUCAGCAGAAGUUGUGGCUGGGAGUCUGCCUGCACACUCCUGCCUGCCUCCCUGGCCUGGGAAACAGUGUGCCUGCUCACAUUGCCUAGUGCUAACUCAAUCUUUGUACUGAGUAGGCUGUGGCAAGAAGACACACGGAAGAAGCCUGCAGCCUGAUCAGACUUAAGACACUGGUGUCAGACAGAAGAACAUGGCUUCCUACCUGAAAACAACAAAGGAAUUGCUUGUUUUCUUAGGAAAAUCACUUUUUAGUGUUCUGAAGGCUCUGAUUUUUACCUUCAUUCCAAAGCCACGAAAGAAUGUGGCUGGUGAAACUGUCCUCAUAACAGGCUCUGGGAGUGGACUCGGGAGGCUCUUAGCCUUGCAAUUCGCCCGUCUUGGAUCUGUGCUUGUUCUCUGGGAUGUCAAUACAGAGGCAAAUGAGGAGACAUGCCGGAUGGCUCAGGAAGCUGGUGCCAUGAAGGUACGUGCCUACACCUGUGACUGCAGUCAAAAGGAAGAAGUCUAUAAAGUGGCUGAUCAGGUUAAAAAAGAAGUUGGAGAUGUUUCCAUCUUAAUUAACAAUGCUGGAAUUGUAACAGGCAAGAAGUUCCUUGACUGCCCAGAUGAGCUUAUGGAAAAGUCAUUUAAUGUGAAUUUUAAAGCACAUUUAUGGACUUAUAAAGCCUUUCUACCUACUAUGAUUGCUAAUAACCAUGGACAUUUGGUUUGCAUUUCAAGUUCAGCUGGAUUAGUUGGAGUAAAUGGGCUGGCAGAUUAUUGUGCAAGUAAAUUUGCAGCCGUUGGAUUUGCUGAAUCUAUGUUUGUAGAAACAUUUGCCCAAAAACAAAAAGGGAUCAAAACUACAAUUGUGUGUCCGUUUUUUAUAAAAACAGGAAUGUUUGAGGGUUGUACUACUAGUUCCCCUACUCUGUUGCCAAUUCUGGAACCAGAAUAUGUAGUCAGGAAAAUAAUAGAUGCUAUUCUGCAGGAACAGCUGUACCUGUAUAUGCCAAAGUUUUUAUAUCUUGUGAUGUUUUUAAAAAGUGUCCUGCCCGUCAAGACAGGACUGCUUAUAGCUGACUAUGUAGGCGCCUUUAAUGUAAUGGAUGGCUUCACUGGGCAAAAGAAGAAAACCUAAAGACCAACUCUGUGGCUGAUGCCAUGUGAUACCCAGAGCUACAUAAUGAUUAGUUCAAAGAAGAAAAGUAUUUUUGUCUAACAGUGGGAUAUAUUUGGAGAGAAGUAUUAUUUCUACUAUGGUAUCUGGAUUAGAAUUUUCAGUGUCUGAAACUGACAUCAUUUUCUCCUUUUUUGUCGAGUUUUGGGAUUUUGUUGUUGUUUUGUUGUUAGGGUGGUUGUUUCUUUGUUUUAAAAAAUAAAGAUAGCCCAUUUGUGUCAUUUCCAUUUACAACAGAAGUGAGAGAAAGGUAAAUUUCUCUCAUGAGCUGCCCCAACUCUGGCACAGUGGAGGUGAAUCCCGUGGGCCAGGUGUCUGUGUUUGCCUUCAUGGGACACGAGGGCCUGGGAAGAGCAUCAGGAGUGCCCAAAUAAAAUGCCCUGCAGUGUACACAGAA